AUGGCGGACAUCGAGACUCUGGACGACUUCGCCGGCAGGCUCGGUGGGAUGGCGGCGCGCUAUGCCGCGUUGGGCUCAACCCUGGAGGACGCCGCCCUCGUCAAGAAGCUGCUCGACUCGGUGCCGAACCGCCUGUACCCGGCGGUGGCCGGGAUCGAGCAGUUCUGUGACAUCGACGCGAUGGCGUUCGAGGACGCACUGGGGCGGCUGAAAGCUUUUGACGAGCGUCUGCGGCGUCAGGGGCAGGCAGACGGCGAGCGAGCAGAUGGCGCACUCAUGUUCACCGCGGCACAGUGGAGGGAGCGCGAGCGGCAGCGAGGCGGAGCUCGGGACGACGACGACGGGGGGCGCAGCGAGGCGUCGGGCUUCGGCGGGAACCGGCGCGGGCGCUGCUACAAGUGCGGUGAACGCGGGCACUUCAAGCGCGUGUGCCCGCAGUGGAAGAAGGCGCCGGCGGCGGAGCGGGCCUUGCUGGUGGACGACGGCGACGUCGAGGACGCCGGGCUGCUCUGA
Molecule: messenger RNA, 513 nt
Organism: Triticum dicoccoides
Lineage: Eukaryota; Viridiplantae; Streptophyta; Magnoliopsida; Poales; Poaceae
Exons: 1
Coding region: 1-513 (170 amino acids)
Molecular function (GO): zinc ion binding; nucleic acid binding
Source: RefSeq, a predicted model, not a curated record